Oncorhynchus mykiss (rainbow trout) is the source of this 1086-nucleotide messenger RNA. The record is from RefSeq and is a predicted model, not a curated record. Lineage: Eukaryota; Metazoa; Chordata; Actinopteri; Salmoniformes; Salmonidae.
UAAAUUACCCCCAACAACUGUGUUUUUCUCGGAAGAAUAUCGCAAGCCAUUCGUUAGUCAACGUUUCUGUAACUUCACUGCACAUUUUUUUUUAAAUUGAUUUUAGACACGAAUCAAGAAACUUGAUAUAAGGAUUGAUGUAUGACCUUAAUUUAGAAGAAUGUUAGUCAGUUAUAGUAGCAGCUCUGAAGAGGAGACAGAACAUUUACGAUUAGGAGGGAAUGUAACAAAAAGGAAGCAAAGUUGGCACAAAGAUGACAACUCAUUGAGGAAGAAGCACAAAUCAGAAGAGCACACCCUCAAUGCAAGUAAGUGUAUCUGUGAAUAGGGAGCAGGAUGACUCCAAGUCGAGACUGCCUGUUCCUGGCAGUGUGCUGGACAUGUUCACGGAGGAAGAUGAGGACCCACUGACUGACGACAGCAUGCAACAUGGUGGACGGAUUCGCUCCUUCAAACACGAGAGGGGAAACUGGGCAACUUACGUGUACUUUCCAUACAUCCCAGAGGAAGGGUUCUUGGAGCUGCUUGAUGAGAUGACUGAAGUAGCAGCAUCCCACAGCUUCUCCCUCACUCAUACAGAUGAGUUUCACCUCAGUUUAUCUAAGACAGUGGUUCUGAGGCAUCACUGGAUCCAGCCUUUCAUACAGUCCCUCAGAACAGGCUUGACACACAGCAGGAGGUUCAUUUGUUUGGCUGAGAAGCUGAAGGUCUACUCUAAUGAUGAGAGAACCAGGAUGUUCCUGGCUAUGGAAGUCUCCACAGGACAGGCUCAGCUACUAGAGCUUGUGAAAGCAGUGGACAGCACUAUGGAGGAGUUCAACCUUGACACGUUUUACAAGAAUCCUUCCUUCCAUAUAAGUCUGGCCUGGUGUGUUGGUGACUGCACUGAACACAUUCGCAAAAAGUGUCUGCAGGAGUUGCAGGGUCUGGUCGACUCCCAUGAGGAUGGACCCUUUCUCUUGAGGCUGGAUUGUCAAGAGCUGCGUUGUAAGGCUGGGAACAAGACCUUUUCCAUUCCACUACACUGACAAAACCAGUUGUCAUUCAGUCUAAUGUUGGAUACCUCAACAGUAAAAUGUGAAAAAA